Molecule: messenger RNA, 1998 nt
Organism: Sporothrix brasiliensis 5110
Lineage: Eukaryota; Fungi; Ascomycota; Sordariomycetes; Ophiostomatales; Ophiostomataceae
Product: methionyl-tRNA synthetase
Exons: 1
Coding region: 1-1998 (665 amino acids)
Biological process (GO): methionyl-tRNA aminoacylation
Molecular function (GO): ATP binding; methionine-tRNA ligase activity
Source: RefSeq, a predicted model, not a curated record
AUGGACCGCCUCAUGAUGGCUCGUGGGCUGGGCUGCCUGCACCGGCCAUGCCGGCAGAGGCUUUCUGCCCGAGAAUGGCAAGUUGGUCGGCCGCUGCAGAGACGUCACGCUACAGCGGCAAAGCCGCCACCAACGACGAAGCCCUACUACGUCACGACGCCCAUCUUCUACGUCAACGCCGACCCGCACAUCGGCCACCUGUACAGCAUGGUUCUGGCAGACGUACUCAAGCGGUGGCAGACGCUGCUCGGCCGCAAGGCCCUGCUCUGCACAGGCACCGACGAGCACGGACUCAAAGUUCAGCAGGCGGCGGCGCGGGCAGGCGUGCCUCCCAAGCAGUUUUGUGACGAGAACGCAUCGGUGUUCUCGGACUUGGCGCGCAGGGCGAGCAUCGACAACGAUUUCUUCAUCCGCACAACGGACGCCGACCACAUGGCGGCCGCCCGCGCGUUUUGGCGGCGACUGCGGCGCAAAGGCUAUAUCUACCAGUCGCAGCACCAGGGUUGGUACUGCGUGAGCGACGAGACGUUCUACCCAGAGGCACUCGUCGAGAAGCGCAUCGCGCCGGCGACGGGCAAGGUCGAGAUGGUGUCGACGGAGACGGGCAAGACGGUCGAGUGGACCGAGGAGCAGAAUUACCACUUUCGCAUGACGGCGGUGCGUGACCGGCUGUUGCAGUUCUAUGCGGAGAACCCUGACUUUGUGGUGCCCGCGGCGCGCAUGAACGAGGUUGUGCACUGGGUGACGCACAAUCUCGAAGACCUGUCCAUUUCGCGGCCGUCCAGCCGGCUCACGUGGGCCGUGCCAGCGCCCGAGGACCCGAGCCAAACGAUCUACGUGUGGAUGGAGGCUCUGGUCAACUACAUGACCAAGGCUGGGUACCCUGAGCGUUGGGCGCCCGAGGAGCAGCGUGAGGCUGCGCUGGAGGCCGAGGCCGAGGCCACCGAGUCGGCUGAGGCGGUCGUGAUUGACGGCAAUGUGCAGGCCAAUAUGGUCAUGGAGAGCGAGGAAGACAAUAACAGCAGCAGCAAAGGACGAAGAAGAAGCGGCCGCCACAAGCCGUCGUCUGAGCUGGACAAUGCAGCAGUACCUCUCACACUCGAGCAGCGGCAGCGACACGAGGGCGGCGGCUGGCCGGCCGACGUACAUGUGAUGGGCAAGGACAUUGUGCGGUUCCACGCGGUGUACUGGCCGGCUCUGCUGCUGGCUGUCGAUCUGCCGCUGCCCAGGCGCAUCCUGAGCCACGCGCACUGGACGCUGGGCCGCAAGAAGAUGUCCAAGUCCGUGGGCAACGUGGUCAACCCGUUCUAUGCCAUGGACCGCUUCGGCGUGGAUGCCAUGCGCUACUAUUUGGUACACGACGGCGGCAUUGAGCACGACGGCGACUACGGAAACGAGCACAUUGUCGACCGCUACAAGAAGGGCCUGCAGGGCGGCCUGGGCAAUCUGCUGGGCCGGAUUACGCGGACGACGCGGUGGAGCGUGCGCGAAACGGUUGUGCGGGGCCCGUCGUCGUUGGAGGGCAGCGCGCGCCGAAGCGCCCAAGUGGAGGCCCAGAUUGCCUCCAUUCAGAACGUGGCCGGUCUUGCGGCGAGCCACAUGGAGCGACUAGACCCGCGACAGGCGCUGCAUGCCGUCAUGGACGUGGUCUACCAGACGAACCGGUUCCUGCAGGAGCUGGAGCCGUGGAGCGUGGCCAAGCAGCUGGCCGCUGCGCCGACGACAAGCGAGGCCAGUUCCGGUAACGAGGCACUGCGCGUGCGCCUCGACCAGUCCGUCUACUUGACGGCUGAGGCACUGCGCGUCGUCGGCAUCCUGCUGCAACCGGUCAUGCCGGCCAAGGCCGCCGAGGUGCUGGAUAUACUGGGCGUGGGCCACGGGCGCCGGUCCUUUGACUAUGCGCAGCUGGGAACGGAUGGAGACUACGGCGUACCCAUGAAGCCGCCCGGGAAAAGCAAAGACGGCGGCCUAUUUCCCCCGUUGCCAGUAGAGGAUUGA